Bombus pascuorum is the source of this 2848-nucleotide messenger RNA. Its product is annotated as MAM and LDL-receptor class A domain-containing protein 1-like. The transcript is spliced from 10 exons. Lineage: Eukaryota; Metazoa; Arthropoda; Insecta; Hymenoptera; Apidae. Bases 9 to 2735 code for a protein of 908 amino acids. The record is from RefSeq and is a predicted model, not a curated record. Gene Ontology annotation, cellular component: membrane.
UUAAGAAAAUGUGGUUGAUUUUAUUAACAUGUAAUUGCCUUUACUGGCUAACAUGUGCUUCUUCAUGGAUUCCUUUAAAUCCGAUGCUUGGAGAACAAAUAGAUCUCGUUGGCGGUGAAAACGAAAGUUUCAUUCCCAAUUGGACCAAAAGUAUGGAAAAUGACGAGACGAAGGAUGUUUUUGAUACUUUUGUCACCAACGAUGCUUUCAACUCGACGCCGUUUCCAUUCAAUUCCAUUGAUCGAGAUCAUGAUCUUAUGGACGAGGUAGAACAUAUCGAACCCAGGCAUUGGCCAGUUAGACCAGAUAUUCUAUAUACUCGGACAAUUAUUCCUCCAACCACAGAGAUGCCGUUGCCACGAAAGCCACUUAAUCCGCCUACUCUUGCCCAAAGAAAUUCAUCGACGCAGAGGUAUCCACCAAUCACACCACCGCUACCUACAGCAUCAAUAGAUGAAGUUUUUUGUGACUUUGGAACAUUUCCAGCACAGACACUUUGUGAGUGGCAAAAUGGUGAUAGUGUAAUAAACUGGGUAGCUGGAACUGGUAUGGGUACCAAUUGGAUGGGUGGUCCCCCAAGUGAUUAUACCACUGGUACUAUGGAAGGAGGAUAUGCCUUCCUUGAAACAUCACAAUUGCCACAAAAGGAUGGCAAAACAAAAACUCUAGGAGGACUGCUGCAUAGUGCUCAACUAGGAAGUACAGGAGUUGUUGGAACUUGUAUUAUGUUUAAGUAUAGCAUGGAUGGCCUCAGCGUCGCUGGUCUAAGAGUUCUACUUCAUGUAGGUGUAGAUGAAUAUUCUAUUAAGAAAGAACAAACUGAAGAAAUCACUCCAGAAAAUGCGACUAUACCGUCUUGCAAGCCACUGGAAAUUUUUGACGAACGUGUCAUUUGGAAUGCUCAGUAUUAUACCCUGGGUGUUUGGCAGCAAACUCAAAUGCUUUACACGUAUCCUGAGUUACAUUCGUUGAUCAUCGAAGGAAUUCCUGUGGAUUCUACUGAUCCAGCCCGUCUAUAUAGGGGCUACAUAGCCAUAGACGACAUAGAUUUACAGCCAGGUACUUCAUGUAUCGGCUUCUGCAAUUUUGCUGGUGGAUUUUGUGAUUGGGCUAAUGACGCAGAGGAUGAUUUCGAUUGGACAAUUAGUCGUGGAAGUGGGAAUCCUACAACUGGACCAGCAAUGGAUAGUUCGACAGACCAAUCAACAGCUGGAGGAUAUGCAUAUAUAGAUUCUUCUUUUCCUCGUCGACCAGGAGACAGAGCCAGGCUCCUUAGCACUAGCUUUCCCGCACCAAGUGCCGAUACACCUAUGUGUAUGCACUUUUGGUUCCACAUGUUUGGCUCUGGCAUCGGUUCUUUAAAACUGUUCAUUCGUCAUUUUCGUAGUUUGGAUGCAGCUCUUCGAGAAAUUUGGAGUCUGAACGGAAACGCUGGAAAUACGUGGUUCGUUGCUCAAAUUACAAUUAGCUCUCUGGAUGAUUUUCAACUCCUUUUCGAAGCAUCUGUAGGUAACACUGAGAUGGGAGAUAUUGCCAUUGACGACAUCUCUUUUACACAAGGUGCUUGUCCAGCUUUACCUCAAGUUGCCGUACCUACACCACGAGACUGCACCUUUGAAGUCGACGAAUGUGACUGGAUCAAUUCUCGAGAUCCUGAUCGAGUGGAGUGGGAAAGAGUAUCUAUACAAGUGCUGAAUCCCAGGAACCAACGAAAAUCGUACAGCAAUGGAUAUACAGUUAAUCGAAGAAAUGAGUAUUUCCUUAAUCUGGGACGUCCAAGAGGAGGACCUCGAUCAUCCGGAGGUGGAACAGCGCAACUCGUUAGUCGGGAAAUGAAAGGCAGUGAUGAGCCAUUAUGUGUUACCUUCUGGUACUUUAUGUUUGAGUCUUUUAUUGAUUCUAUUGGACCAAGCUUAGGUGUACUCCGUGUAUUUAUACAAACAACAGAAGAAUCAUCAACUGAAUCAAGAUCAAUCUGGCAACUGUAUAGUAACCAAGGACCCACAUGGAGGUAUGCACAGAUCAAUAUAAACGAAAGGAAGAACUUCAACGUAGUUUUCGAGGGUACUUGGGGUCCCAAUCGUGCUAGUGGCAGCAUUGGCAUUGACGAUAUUGCUUUCUAUACUGGCAAUUGUUCUGUGAAACCACCUGGUGCGUCUGUGAGACCAGGAGAUUGUAGCUUUGAGAAAGGGUUAUGUGGUUGGGAAAAUAUUACUUCUUCUGAGAACGAGCGUACAGUCACUUGGCAGCGUGCGUUUCUUGCUCAUCGUCCAGCUCAGCUAUUGGAUAAAACUUUUGGGGCAACCGGAGACUUUGUUUUCUUUGAUAUUUUUACUAUAAAUAAACAAUCCACAGAUGUACGUUUACGAUCUCCCAUAAUUCAAACAUCACCCGACGAAGAAUCGGUUUGUUUCACUUUUUGGUUCGCUGCCUUUGGUGUUGAGGAAUCUACAACAUUGCAAGUUAUUAAAAUGAAUACCGACGAAGAAGCGGGCAAUGAUGAAGAGAAUGAUGAAAAACAACAACCUUUAUGGUCAUUAACAGCGAAAGGAUUUAACAAUCCUAGACCUGUAUGGACUGCAGCACAGGUAACAAUAGAUGCACGUGCAUCUUAUCGUCUCAUCUUAAGAGGAAGUGCUAGUAACGGAGGUUUUGCGAUCGACGACAUAAAGUUUCAACCUCAAAGUUGUACAAUUCGACCAGCUGCUGCUCAACCCGUUAAUAAUGGAAAUUAAACUAUUAGAACUCAUUAUGAUCUAUAUUACAUUGUUUUUAUCUCAUCUCUUACAAAACUUAUAUGAAGUAAGCUUCUGUAAAUAAUAAAUGCACAAUUCAUUUGGAAAUAAAA